CAUGCGGCGAGUCCUCGUGUUUGGGACGUCGGCCAACCCGCCGUGCGGCAUGGGCGGACACAUGGGCUGCAUCGAGCAUUUUGCGCAGGAAUAUGAUGAAGUUUGGGUACUUCCUGUCUACCAACACAUCUACUCCAGCAAGCGGCACCUGGAAUCCUUUGAGCAUCGCGUGGCGAUGUUGGAAUUGGCGCGUCAGGCCAUUCCCCACGGCGAUCGCGUGCGCAUCGUCGAGACGGAGAAAGAUGUGUGGAUGCAAGCAUUGACGUCCCUUCCGCCCGAUGCAGAACCAUCUUCCAUUCGCAUUGGUACCGUCGACAUUAUCGCCAACCUCCAAGCGGCCAACCCGGACGUGCAGUUCUCGUGGCUCCUCGGUGCAGACACGUACAUGGACCUCGUACAAGGCAAGUGGAAAGGCGGUUUGGCCCUGUUGGACAUGGUUCAUCUUGUCGUGCUCCCUCGGGACGGUGUCGUCUUGGACACUUCGUCCCAUCCGUCCGUGACGAUUUCGUCCGUGCCGUCGUUGGAUGACUCGUCUUCGACCAAAGCGCGGCAGUCCCGCGACGCCGCCGCCGCACUCGUGCUCCCACCCGUCUUGGCGUACAUGCAAAAGCACAAAUUGUAUGCGUUUGCGUCCGAGAGAUAGAAUAAAAUAUAUGCAUUCGUUGACAUCGUUUACUCCUCGUGGUCUCGACGAACGAACAACUGGAUUCGGGUGCCCUUGGUGCCCAGCGUGUCGGUAACGAUGGUGCGCACCAAGCCGUACUUGCUGCACGCGGCGUCGAUCUCCUUCUCCGUGUCUUCGUCGUAUGAGAAGCUCGAGCACAUGAGGAACUGGCCUUCGCUGGACGACGUGAGCAGGCGGUCUACGGUCCAGAACAACAGCGCCACGAUUUCCCGCGCAUAAAUCACAUCUGUGCCGACAAUCAAGUCUGUUUUCGUGCCUCCUUGCAGCGCAUCGAUGGAGUCGACCUCAUUCGCGCCUUGGGGACCCCACCGAAGGCUCUGGGUGUGGCAUCGGGCCUGCUUAGGUCGAUGGGAUUGCUUCGUCACGUUGUGCUCGAUCGUCUUGAGGACGCCCGGGUCAUGGUCUGUGAAGAUGAUGGUCGAGGACGGGUCCAGCUGCGCAAACACAAGACCGGCAAGGCCACAACCGGCACCAAGCUCGACGAUAUUGCCGCGAGGAAGUUCCUUGAAAUGCGCAACCAUGUACUCGCACAAGGCGGGGGCGGCAGGCCACACGUAGUGGCCCGAUUGAACGAAACCAGGGUCGUCCUGCACGUAACUGAGGAACACACUCACGCGCGGAGUCGGGUCGGUGUCCGACGUGACGCCGUACGUGAACUCGCACGUGACCUUCUCGAGGCAGUCGUCGUACAUGAACCCAACAUCCGCAAGAAGGUCCUCGUCUGCGUCACUGCCCUCGCGGUUGUCGUCGUAUAGGAGAGACGAGAUAUCGAGCUUGUGCUGGAUGAUCUCCAUCUCUCGCUCCAGCGCCGCCUGCAUGUUGUCCACGUCCACCAUCGCCGCCAAAUUCGAAUGUG
Molecule: messenger RNA, 1541 nt
Organism: Aphanomyces astaci
Lineage: Eukaryota; Oomycota; Saprolegniomycetes; Saprolegniales; Verrucalvaceae
Product: nicotinate (nicotinamide) nucleotide adenylyltransferase
Exons: 1
Biological process (GO): NAD+ biosynthetic process
Cellular component (GO): cytoplasm
Molecular function (GO): nicotinate-nucleotide adenylyltransferase activity
Source: RefSeq, a predicted model, not a curated record